Messenger RNA from Salvia miltiorrhiza (redroot sage), 905 nucleotides. Its product is annotated as 60S ribosomal protein L18a-like. Gene Ontology annotation, molecular function: structural constituent of ribosome. The transcript is spliced from 4 exons. The coding region runs from base 159 to 695 and encodes 178 amino acids. Gene Ontology annotation, cellular component: cytosolic large ribosomal subunit; ribosome. The record is from RefSeq and is a predicted model, not a curated record. Gene Ontology annotation, biological process: translation. NCBI's taxonomy places the organism in Eukaryota, Viridiplantae, Streptophyta, Magnoliopsida, Lamiales, Lamiaceae.
AAUUCUAUAGUAAAAGCCCCAUGAAAAAAAAAAGAAAAAGCCAUAAAGGCCCAACAACCAUAAGGAGCCCAUGCAUUAGUUCUAGGGUUUCCUAAUUACAAAGCCCUAAAUCCUCUCGUGCUCACAUCCCCGAUCGGCGUCAGAGAGAGAGGUCGAAAAUGGUGACUUACAGGUUUCAUCAAUACCAGGUGGUGGGGAGGGCGCUGCCCACGGAGACGGAGGAGCACCCGAAGAUAUUCCGCAUGAAGCUUUGGGCCACCAAUGAGGUUCGCGCCAAGUCCAAAUUCUGGUAUUUCUUGAGAAAGCUUAAGAAGGUGAAGAAGAGCAAUGGUCAGGUUCUUGCCAUCAAUGAGAUAUUUGAGAAGAAUCCAACGACGAUCAAGAACUAUGGUAUCUGGCUGCGGUACCAAAGUAGAACCGGCUACCAUAACAUGUAUAAGGAGUAUCGUGAUACGACCUUGAAUGGUGGGGUUGAGCAGAUGUACACUGAGAUGGCUUCUCGUCACAGGGUGCGUAGUCAUUGCAUCCAGAUUAUCAAGACGGCCACUGUCCCGGCUAAGCUUUGCAAGAGAGAGAGUACGAAGCAGUUCCAUAAUUCCAAGAUCAAAUUCCCAUUGGUAUUCAAGGUGGUGAGGCCACCAAGCAGGAAGCUCAAAACCACUUACAAAGCAACCAGGCCUAACUUAUUUAUGUAAAAUUUUCCUCACCAGGGGAAAAUUGCCAGGUUAAAGAAUGUCGAUUCAAUCUGAUUUUUGUCAGUUGUAGAUUUUUUAUUUUCAUUUAUUUUGUUUGACUCAAGCUGGUAUUCAUUUUUUAUCAGCAUAGAUUGUUAAUUAGCAGGGCGCAAAGUUUUGUGAGGUCGAAAUUGUUUUCAUAUUUUGCUAUAAGUUUCAUACUAUUAUUCA